AAGUUAAUUAGACGCAGGAGGGGUUUAAAGUGAAAGUAUCGCGGAGGCUUUUUAUCUGAUUUAUUUUGUUCCUUCCCCCCUCUCCCUCAAGUGCUGUCCCUCGGAUGGCUCUGAACGAAGACUUUCGCAGGCUGAUUUAUUAUUUUGUCGGCCGAUUGUAAUUUCACCCUCUCCCUCCCCUCCUUUCCCAACCCCUCACCCCUGGACCCUUUUUCUCGUCCUUUCCUCUUGUUUUGGGACCGUCGUGGAAAUCGGAGGAACUGCGGCUCCAACAGAUGGGUCAGGGGCUGUGGAGAGUUGUAAGGAAUCAGCAGCUACAACAUCGAAGAUACAGUGAGGAAGGCUAUUACCUUGGAGAGCAUGACCGGAGACUCAUUGCUGCUAAUCGCAAGCAGGCCCAGGUUGGGAUUGACAUCUAUCACAUUUUGAGAGUCGGCAGAUCGAAGGAAGAACACGGAUUUCCAGACCUGGAACUAUUGCCCCCAGAGCUAAGCUUAACUAUUCUCUCAUAUUUGAAUGCGACUGACCUCUGUUUGGCCUCAUGCGUCUGGCAGGACUUGGCUAAUGAUGAUGUCCUCUGGCAAGGGUUGUGCAAAUCCACCUGGGGUCACUGUUCCAUAUACUAUAGAGACCAUCCUUCAAAUUUUAACUACAGGAAACUCUACAUGCAACUAGAUGAAGGCAGCCUUACGUUCAAUGCUAAUCCUCAUGAGGGAAUAGGCUACAUUUUUCGCAAAGGCAUACUGGACAAUGUUCCGAAGGAAAUUGCAAAGUUUAUUUUCUACACAAGAACACUAAAUUGGAAGAAACUUCGAAUUUAUUUAGAUGACAGGAGGGACGUGUUAGAUGAGCUUGUGACGCUGCACAAUUUCAGCAACCAGUUCCUACCUAAUGCACUAAGAGAGUUCUUUCGGCACAUCCAUGCUCCUGAAGAACGUGGCGAGUACCUGGAGACUCUAAUCACCAAAUUUUCGCAACGAUUCUGUGCUUGUAACCCUGCUGUUACCAGAGAUCUUGGCCUAAGCCCAGAUGCUGUUUAUGUACUUUGUUAUUCUUUGAUCCUGCUUUCCAUCGAUUUGAAUAGUCCACAUGUGAAGAACAAGAUGUCCAAACGGGAAUUCAUCCGGAACACUCGUCGGGCUGCCCACAAUAUUAGUGAGGAUUUUGUAGGACAUCUAUAUGACAAUAUCUACCUUGUUGGUCAUGUAGCUGCCUAAAAGCACCAUUAACAACACUUGCAGAACAUGAAGGUCAAACCUAUAAAGUUGCACAAUGAAGUAUAUUGGCCUUUUGUAAACACGAGGAUUAUUUUAGUGCUGGCCAUUGUAACCUCUGUGUACAAUCAGAUCAUUUUUGCUUUCCAUCUUGCCAUUGUUAGCACUUUGCUAACUGAAUACCCGUUUGUGUUUUAUAUUAUUUUAGUUAUCAUGAGUUGCAUAUAGUACUGCCAAUGGUCUGACGCAGCAGUUUGGGAAAUAGCUUAAUCUAAAACUGGCAUAAAAGUAUAAGGACUACAAAAGCAUUAGAAAUUGGUGGUUGGAUUUACAAAUUAAGUGGGAUUAUGAACCCCCCAACUCUUUUUUUUCCCCUUUUUUUAAUGCAUGUAAUGUGUGUAAAUAUUGCAAAAUAAGAGAUUUAUAUAAUUUUAUUGUGAAGUAUUUUAACUAAAAGAUUUUUCUCUGUACAAAUUAGGUGACUAUUUUCUCUUUAUUGAGUUAGAACUUUUAUGUUAUAGAAGCAAAAAAAAGCACUUUGUUAUGCAGUUUUUGACAUAUGAGGUAGUUAGAGUACCAAUACUUUUUUCUAUGGGGUGAUCUGCUACCCAGAUUGUACUUACAGAAGAUCUAUUUUCACAUUUAGUAUCCUGUCAUGAAAGAACACUAUUUUAACUGUUAUCAAAACAUCUUUGAAACUUUAUCAAGUUACGUGCGCUGGUUUAAAGAAUGCUUGAUUGACUAGUAAUUUUUAUGAAAUCCUAUUUAAAACUUCGUAAAAUGCAUUUUUCCUCUGCUUCUCUUUAAACAUCUACUUUUAUUUAUCUUGGCUUUUCACCAUAGUGCUAUUUUAAUAGAAAGUUAUCCUGAGGUAUUGGCACACUAGGAAGUAGAGAUGUUCAUCCAAACCAAUCUUGUGAUAUAGUGGGCUGCAGAUUACAGGGGUUGGUGAGGUGGAUGUGUCGUCCUCCCUGGAAGCAAAGCCGGUUUGGAGCCGGCCCACCCCACAGCCAUUACAUACUGCAGGCAGGCUAAAAAGCCUGCUAGUAGGACUUCUGGCCCUCACUGGGAAGUAAGUCUUCCCUGCAGGGGCAGCAGCGCCAAGAGCGCAUUAAUGGGUACUGCCUGAACUGCAAGCAGACCCAAGAAGAAAGCACAGUGGAUCCUGGAGCAGGCAAGUCUUGGGUAUUGGGCGGGGAGGGUUUGGGCAGUUUAAGAAAGGAACUGGUGGUGGUGCGUUUUGGCGAGCAUGUCGGUAUCUUGGGGUGGAGGGGAGGGGGGGCUGCUGCGCGCCCCCCCCCCCAAUGUACAAAGGGCACCCCAUGAAGUUAGUAGCCCUGCUUCCUUCUCACCAUUUUAAAACGUUUUGUAUAAAAGACAGCCGGCCCACUCCUGUCCGACUGCCCACACUAAACAUGUUAUAGUGUGAGUAGGGUAUUAUCUGGGUCAAGUGGCUUGUUAGCAAGCUCAAUUGACCCUUGAUUAUUUAUUUAAAUAUUGCAGGCAGGUUGCCGAUUUUGAUGCCCACCCACCUGCCACCUUAUGUGGGUGAGUUCAGAGGUAGGCGGGAAGGUGGUGGGGUUGGCACCCACCCUAUUUUACGUGCCCCCCCACCGAAAACACUCCCGCCUGGUCACGUAACAUGUAGCCCAGUGCUUAAGCCAGUUAUUAUUUAAGUUGGUUCUUGUUGGAUGCAAGAAAAUCGCCUUGUUCAGUGAGUAUCCAAACCGUGCAAGGUCAUAAAGGAUUCCACAUUUGAUGCUUGGUCUGUGCUGGGUUAGCUGUUCUCGGCCAUGGUGGGAGUGCAAGCGUAUUAGAAUGGGCUUUGGAGGCCUUAUGCUAGCUAGGGGAAACUCAGCCAGAGUUUCCAUGAUUCAACGCCUAGCACUUGUUGACUUGUGUGCUUCUGAAGGUUGAGGACAGGGUCAGACUUGGCUGUGGUGCCCCAUGCAGUUGAAUAGCCUUCAUGCAGUCAGGAUCAAGCCUCGCACGUAAAUAAUGGCUGCACAGGCAAGCCAUCCUUCACAGAACCCAUACUUCCACAUGGUGUCAAUCUGAGAAGAGGAGAGACAUGUUGGAAGAAGAUAAAAACUGAUUUUUGAAAAUAUUUCCUAUUGAAAAGUUGAAGUCAGGUGUCUAAAGGUUAUCUUUUAUGCAGCAGAAACAUCAGAAAUGUGUGUUGCACAAACCCUUCUGCUAAAGUGUCCCUUGCUGCUUUAUUAGUUUUUACAUGUAUUCCGUUAGCUACAUGUGCAUGUAAGGCAAGGCACUCCUACAACCACUAGGAGGAGGAAGGCAAAAAGUAAUUUAGGAUUUUAUCACUUGGAUUACAGCUCCUGCACAUGUCAUUGAUAUAUAUUCCAUCAAGGAGUGAUUUACGUAGUGCAGAGUUAUUUGAUUUAGGGAAAACACAGAAGCUCAGAUGGGAUAAGGGUCCAAAAUGAUCUUUUUUUAAUUACUCCCCUAUAAUGCACUGGAAAUGGUCUCUGUUUCCUUUCCAUGUGAUAUGUUUCUGGUUCCAUAAUGAGAACUCAAUAUCAUUCUAAUGUUCCAAUGGCCUCGUUACUAAUUAUCAUCGGUACGCUUAUAGGUUGAAGUAGAUAAAUUGCUGUUUUGAUGCAUGAAAGACACAGUGCACCAACGACUAAUGGAAAAAUAAUAUUUAGGGUAGUAUAUUUGGCAAAAACACCCCAUACUUUCUCUGGAACCUGGGUUUCUACCUAGAUUAAACUAAUAAGUGCAAGUCUUUUGAUUGGCUAAGGGGUUCCAUGUAAAGUGGGUUUUGGCAGCCUGAACCUUGUCCUCAGUGAGCACAAUGCACAAUCCUCAGCACAAAAUGGCCGCAAUUAGAUCCACAUUGAGCAACAGCUAGACAACAUCAUUCAGAUGUGUCAGAAAAUCAAAAAACUCCCACCUGAGAGGUAGGCUAGCUGUUGUGUAGUUAGAGAACAAGUUCAUCUGGGUCUUUAUUUGUGGAGGACUGAAUUUUCCCAUGGGCUUCGGGACUCCAAGGUCAGAACCAAAUAGGGGGUCCCGAUUCCGCACUUGUCAACAGCAGGGACAGGGUCAGUAAUCUCCCCAGAGGCAAGUGGGCUUGCUGUCCAAUUAAGGAGGAUGGGCUGGCUCCCAAUGCUGCCGGCCUGAUCAGUGAGCUAGCAGCUCUGGUGUCUCAGCAGACCCACCAGGAGAGGUGGGUGCUACUCGGGCAGGUUGGGGAUCGUGUGGAUGCUUCUAUACGGAAAAUGAUAGACCCCUUGAAAUGAAGAGGAAAGCCCUACAGGCAUACUUGUGGGCUGGGGGAGGGUGGGGGUGCAGUUUUUCGUGCCUGUAACCUCAGUAUUGGGGCAUGGAGCCUCCAGUUCUGAUGACAUCCCCCCCCACCCCACCCUACAUCAGCCUGGGAGGCCACCUACAAUGAGCUGGCAGCUUCCACACAUGGUGGGGUGCUGUUCUGCCACUGCCAAAAUGUCAGCGAGGUUGCAAGUUCACCCCUAAUUGGGGCCUUAAGUAUGUAAAUCGGCUGCCCACCUCCAUGCAGCAAGCAGCUGAUCCAUGUCAGCCCACGGAAAGUUCCUAGCAGUGAGAGUGCAUCAGGUCCAGUCCAGACAUGACCCUUAUUUUCUCUGACACCCCCUCCUCCCAGCCUGCCAUCACAGGGGCAGGAAAGUUUAUGCUACAUUGCAUUUUACAAAAAUUGGAGGGCAAGAAUAAUUUGACUCAUCAGUACUCACCUUUACUUUUCCUGGUAAUUUUAAGAUUCCGACACACAUAUUCCUUCAGCUGUAUUGGUUGUAGCACAUGCCAAUGACACGAGCGUAAGUGUUGAAUUAAAAAGGCAAACGGUGGGAGAUGUCAACUGACACAAUGUAGUAUCCUUGAGAAGUAGCAGUGAUGGAAGAUGGUUGCUGUUUUGCAAGGCCUGCUUCCCUAUAUAAAACCAUUGCCCAAAACACUGACCUGAGGAUUCUCUGUAUCAGCCAAGAAGGUGGUACUUUCAGGGGAGUCACGAAAAUCUAAUUGAAAAUUCAUCAUGGCUUAGUUUUUUCAGUUCUGCAUUGCAGAAAUACAAAUAAAAAGUUCAAAGAAUAACAGAAAAUGUUCAAUAAGCCACUUUUCAAUUCGGUACAAACAUUUAUUGUCAAAACAUAGGAUGAUCUUUUCAGUUUACAGACUCUUUUAAAAAAAAAAAUGUUAAUCUAAAUGUUGCUAUAAAUGAAAUGUAUUUGAGUUGAAUUGUAAGUAGGUAACUGCUCUUUUGCACAGGAAUUCAUUGUAGAAUUAUCUUAAUUGAAUAUUCUGUAUAUUUAAGUUUAUUCUAUAUUUGUCUCUGACAAUUGCUGCUAUCAUGUAUUACAGGUAGCAGUCUUCCGAAAAUCUAGCCCCUGGAUGCAAAAUAAUAUAAUGGUGGGGGGAAUCGCUUUUUAAUUUCCAAAUGUAGUUUUAGUUAGCAUUGAAUAAGUUUAUUUUUUUACAUAAUCUUUUGUUGAUAGAUUGUAUAUAACGUUACCAAAAAAUAGGUUUUAUAUUAAAAACAUAGGAAUUGCUUACCAUCCUGUUAGUUGCAUGAUGCAACGAUAAUAGAGUUGUUGACUAAUUAUUAGCAACCAAUCUCUAUCUAUUAGUCUACUGCAGACUGAAAAAUGAGGUGGGAACACCCCCAGUAUAGAACCGUAGGCCCUAAGUCACCUUCCUUCCUCCCAGGCAUAUUCUUCCACUCGAUUGUCAAAAUAGUGUUUUGGAGAAGACUUUGGCCAAAGAUUUUCUCUCUGCACUUGCCAGUUUCUGAUUUUCCACCCAUUAAAAUAAUUUCGAGGAAACUUAAGGGUUGGUGAACACAAGCAGAGGCCACCCUUUUUGUGUGCUCCAUGUGUAGCAAUAUAGUAAUGUGUUUAUAAAGAAUGCAUUUGCAGUUUUUUUUUUUAACAUGGCGCAUACACAGAAAAACUUCCCUGCAGUUUUGACCCUCAUACUGACUGCUUUAAUGAAAUAUGGAAGGAACUGGUCAACUUUUGUAAUCCAUUUUGUCAAUAAUAUAAUCAGGGUUUUACACUAAUCUUGUGUAUCCAUCUUCCAACUAAAAGACUGUUGUGGCACUGUUCGAGAAGUUUAGCUUUCUGUUUUAUUUUGAAGUUUGGCAAAAGACUCUAGAAUUAACUUUCUGUAACUUAGGGUUGCCUUCACUUCAACUUAACUAAAUCCUGCUGGUGAACUGACAUCCAAAAAUUAGGCGCAGCUUUUUCAAGCAGCAAAUUGUAUUGUGUUCCCCAAAAUACUGAACAAAAUACUUACCGGGGAACCCCAUUCCAUUAUGAUUGAUUCCAUCCUCAUGGUACUUGGAGUAGAAGCAGUGUGAUUAGCCCUAGAAUGCUGCAUGUCCUGGUACCGUAGGGCCUAUCAGAAAUAAUAAACCCAUUCACUUCACCACAGUUCUAACAGGGAAUUGAAUUUCCUGUUUUACAGCUUCAUUUUGCUGCUUUAUGCAAGAUUCAGAUGUAGUAAUGCGUCUACAAUGCAGGGAAUGUUUUUUUUAAACAAGCAUAUAAAUCGGAGUGUAAUCAUCUCCAAUCCUCAUUUUGUUUUAAUGCACUGAAAGUUAUUUUAAAUCAACUGCAUCUUUUUGGUGAAACGAUUUAAGAACUAAUUGUCGCUUGAUGGCACAGAACUUGAGUAUUUGUGCAAAAUGAAACGUCCUGUUGAGGUUUUGCUUCUUGUACUCAUCAGGACAAAUUAACUAAUUAUCCUAGAAAUCUCUCCACUGAGUUGGUUGCACAUUAAUUUUGUGUGUCUUCUAAAAAAAAAGUUGCUGUGCUCUCACUGUGAUCGGGGAUCUUUUUGCAAUGUGAAAAGGUAUCCCCUGAUUCUAUAAUAUUGAUAAGUACAUUUUUUUAAAUUAUAUAACCAAUCUGAUGUCUUAUGGUUUUACUGAAAAUGAUGGUAAGAAAAAUAGCUUCAAUAUGCAACCAGCUGCACAGGAAAUCUGAUCAUCAAGCAUCAGUGAAGUUUACAGAUUUUACCAUAUGAUUAACAGCAACAGGAAAGUAGUGAAAACUUGAUCAUUUGAGACAUAGACUGCAACAAAAUUAAUUUUUAAAAUCCUAUGUGUUAUUACAGGACAUCAUUUCUUAAACAAUCCUGCAUAGACUAUUUGCUUUUCAGAAAAUUCAGUUUUACUAAAAGAUACAGCGGUACACCAACUUGAAUUUUUAAUCAGCCUUUGUAUCAAAUAUUUCAAUAUUUUAUACUGCUGGUAUUUAAGCAGCAAUAAACCAUGUUUUUUGAUAUUUGAUUGGAGAUAGUUGCUACAUGUCAAUGGUUAGGCACAUGCGCUGAGAAAUAGAUUUACUCACGUUGCAAGACAUUCUGUGUGUUUCGAGUAAUUUUUAUUCGCACCCUUUUGUUGACUUAUGAAUAGUCCUGGAGAAGCUUUCCUCUGUGCACUGGGAGAAUUAUAGACUUUUUUCAUAUAAAAUUGGUAUGACCUUUGUUACAUGUAUCACAUCCCAGAGGAAACUUCCCUCCAGAGUGGAAUAUUUUACAUUUUGUUUCCCACCCUCCCCUUUAUGUGAUUUUAAAACUUGCAGUUUUAUGUCAGAGAAGAGUGAAGAUGCCUGAAAUAUGAGGCUUCUUCAAGUGUGUGUGUUUUCAAUGUGAGUGUAUUCGCCUCUACUUACAGAUUGAAGUAAAGAUCUUUUGACUCAAGGCGAUGAAUGUAUAGGAAUUUUAUAAAAAAUGACUGGAAGGAUGCUUAAUUUAAUGGAAUUAAAUAUUUACUUUUUCUUUUACAUCUGUUAAUUAUGAUAUGUACUUUGAGGUUUAUAACUUUUAUUAAAAACAACUGUCAAAUUGA
Messenger RNA from Carcharodon carcharias (great white shark), 8061 nucleotides. RefSeq names its product F-box protein 8 (gene fbxo8). The record is from RefSeq and is a predicted model, not a curated record. The coding region runs from base 276 to 1217 and encodes 313 amino acids. Gene Ontology annotation, molecular function: guanyl-nucleotide exchange factor activity; protein binding. The transcript has 6 exons. Gene Ontology annotation, biological process: regulation of ARF protein signal transduction. Lineage: Eukaryota; Metazoa; Chordata; Chondrichthyes; Lamniformes; Lamnidae.